Molecule: messenger RNA, 1138 nt
Organism: Prorocentrum cordatum
Lineage: Eukaryota; Dinophyceae; Prorocentrales; Prorocentraceae
Source: the annotation of a GenBank genome assembly
AAUUUCUGAAACAUUUGCACCUGGGGGGGGCGGUUUGUUCAGAAAUUGUCUGGGCCCAUUUGUGCCCAAGCAACCGUUGUGCUUGCGAUUUGCCUUUGGUUGUUUUUCCUUCCCCCCUCUCACCUCCGGGCCACCCUGGCCCGCAUUUCGUUGCGGCCCACGUUCUGCAAGCAAUGUCAUAAGACUCGUCGUGGCCGUAGGCCGCGGGUCAGCCCUAAUCAACUACAACUCUGGCAUCAGCGCGCGCAAGAGGAGCGAGCACUGGCAGCGGGCGCUGGCGCUGCUGAGCGAGCUGCGGGAGAUGAAGCUGGAACCAGACGUCAUCUGUUACAGCAUUGGGACCAUCGCGCGCGAGAAGGGCGAGCAGUGGCAGCGGGCGCUGGCGCUGCUGAGCGAGCUGCGGGAGAUAAAGCUGGAGCCCGACGUCAUCUGCUAGAGCAUUGGGACCAUCGCGCGCGGGAAGGGCGAGCAGUGGCAGCGGGCGCUGGCGCUGCUGAGCGAGCUGCGGGAGAUGAAGCUGGAACCAGACGUCAUCGGCUACAGCGCUGGGAUCGGCGCGAGCGAGAAGGGCGAGCAGUGGCAGCGUGCGCUGGCGCUGCUGAGCGAGCUGCGGGAGAUGAAGUUGGAGACCGACGUCGUCGGUUACAGCUCUGGGACCAGCGCGCGCGAGAAGGGCGAGCAGUGGCAGCGGGCGCUGGCGCUGCUGAGCGAUGUGCGGGAGAUGAAGCUGGAGCCCGACGCCAUCGGCUACCGCGCUGGGAUCGGCGCGCGCGAGAAGGGCGAGCACUGGCAGCGGGCGCUGGCGCUGCUGAGCGAGCUGCGGGAGGUGAAGCUGGAGCCCGACGUCAUCGGCUACCGCGCUGGGAUCGGCGCGCGCGAGAAGGGCGAGCAGUGGCAGCGGGCGCUGGCGCUGCCGAGCGAUGUGCGGGAAGGUGCUGCUGGAGCCCGACGCCAUCCUGCAUACAGUUCUGGACACUGCGCGUGCCAGAAGGAAAGAAUUUGUCCCUGGCACGUGCACUCGCCUAUGCGGCCUACGCGCCACUGCGGCCAAUUAUCUACGUUCUGCGCCCCAGUCGUUUAUCCCGCUUCUUGACCUUUGUCCUGGAGCCGCCAACCAAAAAAAAAAAGCCAGAAGGAC